Messenger RNA from Pediculus humanus corporis (human body louse), 1221 nucleotides. RefSeq names its product Cysteine desulfurase, putative. The transcript has 2 exons. Lineage: Eukaryota; Metazoa; Arthropoda; Insecta; Psocodea; Pediculidae. The coding region runs from base 1 to 1221 and encodes 406 amino acids. The record is from RefSeq and is a predicted model, not a curated record.
AUGACGAGUAAUGAAUCUUUGGUUUAUUUUGAUCACAAUGCGACAACUCCAAUGGCACCAGAAGUAAUUAAAGGUAUAUGUGAUUCACUGGUGAAUGAUUGGGGUAAUCCAAGUUCGUUGCAUUCAUAUGGAGCCAAAGCCAAAGCGAGCAUCGAUAAAGCAAGAAAGGAAAUAGCCAACAUGGUACAUUGUGCUCCUAUAGAAGUUAUAUUUACAUCAGGUGGAACUGAAAGCAAUAACAUAGUUAUUUAUAGUGCAUAUAAACAAUAUAAAGAAAAUAAAAUGAAAGCGAGUGGAAGUAAAAGUGAUGAUGAUAAACCUCAUAUGAUAACGACAAAUGUCGAACAUGAUUCUGUAUUAUUACCAAUCAAACGUUUAGAAGAUGAAUCCAGUAUCACAUGUACAAUAGUAAAAGUUCAUAGCAAUGGAUGUGUGAGAGUUGAAGAUAUCAUAUCGAAAAUAACAGACAAUACGUGUUUAAUAACAGUCAUGGCUGCCAACAAUGAAACAGGUGUUAUAAUGCCUAUAACAGAUUUAGGAAAACAAAUACACGAUGUAAAUGUCGAAAGGAAAAAAAAACAAAUGAGAGAAAUAUUAUUUCACACGGACGCCGCGCAAAUAAUAGGAAAAGAACAAAUCAAUUUUCACGAAAUGAAUUUAAAUUUUUUAACAAUUGUCGGUCAUAAAUUUUACGGUCCUAGAAUCGGGUGUCUCAUUGCAAAAUCAACGACUCAGGUUUAUCCGGUUUUCGUUGGGGGCGGACAAGAGAAAAAUAUGAGACCGGGUACGGAAAACACUCCCAUGAUAGUCGGAUUAGGUAUAGCGGCAAAAUUAGUUAGCGAUAAUAUAAAACAAUACAAGGCGACCAUGUUGAAAUGUCGCGAAAAAUUAGAAUCGAGAUUACAUGAAGUUUUCGGGGAUGAUAUAAGGAUCAAUUGCGAGGAUAGUUUGAGAUUGCCCAACACUACGAACGUAUCAUUUAAAGAAAUGGGAUUGGAAGGGACUCUAAUAUUAAGCAGAUGUAAACAUUUAAUUGCCGGCGUGGGAGCCGCGUGUCACUCCUGUCUAUUCUCACAGGUUUUAGUCAAUUCCGGAGUCUCCCCAAACAUGGCUAAAAAUUCAAUAAGGUUAUCAUCCGGAAGGAAUACGUCACUUCGAGACGUCGAAACCAUCGUACAAGAUUUGACAAACGCCGUAAAUAAACUCAAAGCAAGUUUAUAA